Messenger RNA from Ananas comosus (pineapple), 1795 nucleotides. Its product is annotated as protein NUCLEAR FUSION DEFECTIVE 4-like. The transcript has 2 exons. Bases 105 to 1682 code for a protein of 525 amino acids. Gene Ontology annotation, cellular component: membrane. Gene Ontology annotation, biological process: transmembrane transport. Lineage: Eukaryota; Viridiplantae; Streptophyta; Magnoliopsida; Poales; Bromeliaceae. Gene Ontology annotation, molecular function: transmembrane transporter activity. The record is from RefSeq and is a predicted model, not a curated record.
CAAAAGCACCGUUCCCCGUCGAACGCGUGGUGGUCGAAACCCCGCGACGUGGCGGAGACGAAGCCCUAGAGCGUAGCGGCGGCGGAGGCGGAGGAGCGGCGGCGAUGCGGCGGCGGCGGACGCGGUGGUCGGCGGCGGCGGCGAGCGCGUGGAUCCAGUCCUCGGCGGGGGGCUCGUACUGCUUCGGCGCGUACUCGGCGGCGCUGAAGGCGAGCCAGGGCUACGACCAGUCGACCCUCAACGCCGUCUCCUUCUUCAAGGACGUCGGCGCCAACGUCGGCGUCCUCUCCGGCGCCCUCGCCUCCUCCGCCGCCGCCCGCCGCCGCCCCUGGCUCGUCCUCCUCGCCGGGGCCGCCCAGUGCACCGCCGGCUACCUCCCCAUUUGGCUCGCCGUCGCCGGCGCCACCCCGCGCCCGCCCGUCGCCGCCAUGUGCCUCUACAUGCUCGUCGCCGCCCACGCCCAGACCUUCUUCAACACCGCCAACGUCGUCACCGCCGUCGAGAAUUUCCCCGACCGCCGCGGCACCGUCAUCGGCAUCAUGAAGGGCUUUCUUGGACUAAGCGGAGCAAUACUUGUUCAGAUAUAUCGCACGGUGUUCGGUGGCAACCCGAGCUCUUUCAUUCUGAUGCUAGCAAUACUCCCUACUUCCCUUACGUUGCUGCUUAUGUUUUUUGUUGAAGUUUAUCCCGAAAACAAAGAAUACAACAAGAAAUUCCUCGAUGCUUUCUCACUCAUCGCCUUGUUGGUUGCUGGUUACCUUAUGUUCAUCAUAAUUGGGGAGUGCAUUUUCACACUUGGAUCAUCCGCCCGAACUGUUACUUUAGCAAUUCUCCUCCUGUUGCUCCUCUCGCCACUAGUCAUUGUAGUUAAAGCCGAAAAGAUGGAAUCAGAAAAGCCAGAAGAAUGUGAACAGCUCUUAGCAGAAAGCACCUCCAUGAACAAACCACCCUUCAACAGGGAGCUCGAGCCAUCCAAUCAAGAUGUUGCACGGAUCUUGAGCACAGAAAACCCUAAUUUAUUGGAAGCCAUGUGCACCUUUAAUUUCUGGUUGUUAUUCCUAGCCAUGGCAUGCGGAAUGGGCUCUGGCCUAGCCACCGUAAACAACAUAGGCCAAAUUGGAGGCUCGCUCGGCUACACAAGUGUAGAAACAGGUACCUUAGUAUCUCUAUGGAGUAUAUGGAACUUUAUAGGGCGGUUUGGUGCUGGUUACACCUCCGAUCAUUUCCUCCGCUCAAAAAGCAUGGGUCGCCCUUUGUUCAUCUCUCUAACUCUUCUUACAAUGAGUGUGGGCCAUUUAAUAAUCUCUUCCGGCCUUCCUGGCUCUCUAUAUGCUGGCUCUGUUCUAGUUGGGCUUUGUUAUGGUUGUCAGUGGUCUUUGAUGCCGAGCAUCACGUCGGAGAUUUUCGGGCUUCGGCAUUUUGGGACCAUCUUCAACACCGUGGCCAUCGCGAGCCCGUUCGGAUCUUACAUUCUCUCUGUGAGGGUGGUGGGGUAUAUAUAUGACAGGGAGUCAUCUGGCCACCAUGCAUGCAUGGGUAAGCACUGCUUCAUGCUGUCCUUCUUGAUAAUGGCUUGUGUUUGUGUUUUAGGAUCUGCUGUUGCCUUUGCUUUGUUCUACAGAACAAGGAGGUUUUAUAAGCAGGUUAUAUAUCCAAGACUACAAUCUAUGCUUUUAGAGUAAGAACUAAGAAUGUGUUAUCACCUCUUCUACUGUGUAGAUGUGCAUGUAAAAAUGGGUAUGUUUUGUUCUUUUUUCCUUACAGUAAAAUAAAUGGUUGAUUGCUUCUUUGAUGA